AUGAAAUUCGCUUCUGUCGCUACCCUCGCCUUCUUGACCUCCUCCACCCUCGUUGGUGCUGCUCCAGUCGAUGAGAUGCACUCGGGCGGUCUUGUGCUCUCCAAGAGAGAGAUGGACUUUUUCAACGAGGACACCGUCGACAUGGUGGUUCGUGAGUUGAUGAACGGCGCCUCUGAGGACGAGUUGCACAAGAGAUUCGAGCUCUCGGACAACCAGAAGCAGUUCAUCUCCAAGAUCUUCAACUUGCUCAAGAAGUACGCUUCUGGUUUCUUGAGCAAGAAGAUCCACCCAACCUCUGGUGCUGGAACCGCCACUGCCACCGGCACCAACCCAGUCACUGACACCGCCACCGCCACUACUGCUCCAACCAGUGCUGCUGGAUACGGCACCGAUACUCCUGCUAACACCAAGGACAGCGCUGGCGCUGCCGCUGGCGUUUUGUCUGCCAUCAAGGGCGCCUACUAA
Molecule: messenger RNA, 465 nt
Organism: Candidozyma duobushaemuli
Lineage: Eukaryota; Fungi; Ascomycota; Pichiomycetes; Serinales; Metschnikowiaceae
Exons: 1
Coding region: 1-465 (154 amino acids)
Source: RefSeq, a predicted model, not a curated record